Acanthoscelides obtectus is the source of this 507-nucleotide messenger RNA. The record is from the annotation of a GenBank genome assembly. Lineage: Eukaryota; Metazoa; Arthropoda; Insecta; Coleoptera; Chrysomelidae.
AUGUCGCACUGGGAAAAAGAGCAAGAGAGGUUAUUGAAGCUAUGGGAAGAAGUAGGAGCAGAAGACUCUGAAAAUGAGCAGCUAGAACAAGAAGCAGCAUCUGGAUCGGAAGCAGAAGAAAAUAAUAGUGAAAGGUCUACAAAUUCUGAUACAGAGCAAGAAAUAGAUGAGGAAGAUAUACUUCACCUGUCCGAGGCUACAACGUGCACAUCAAAUGAUAUAUACAUGGGAAAAGAUGGAGUUACAAAAUGGAGCAAAACUUGUGGAAAUUUAGCUGUGAAGACAAGAGCUGAAAACAUAAUUUCUCAUUUACCUGGAGUAAAAACAGAUUUCAAAAACAUCAAAGAGCCCUUGCAGAUUUGGAAUUGUUUUUUUACGGAACAAAUGCUCUCUGAUAUUGUAAAAUAUACCAAUGACAAGCUAAAUGAAAAAGCAAUGAUACUCAACAUCUCACAAAACAUACAACAUUGGAAGAACUUCAAGCAUUUUUGGGACUUCUAUAUGUAG